GCCUCCAGUUGUUGGGAGACUGACUUGAAGCAGCGAGCCCAGAAUCCUAGAGUGAGCGACCUCGCGGAGACCCCGAACCUCCUAGGGCAUCCCCCCAACCCCCUCCCCUUCUGCCGGGCUCCACAGUCUUUCAAGAUGACGCUGGACGUGGGGCCGGAGGAUGAGCUCCCCGACUGGGCUGCAGCCAAGGAGUUCUAUCAGAAGUACGACCCCAAGGAUGUCAUUGGCAGGGGCAUAAGUUCUGUGGUCAGGCGAUGUGUUCACCGAGCUACUGGCCAGGAGUUUGCAGUGAAGAUCAUGGAGGUUACCGCUGAAAGGUUGAGUCCUGAUCAACUGGAGGAGGUGCGAGAAGCAACUCGAAGAGAAACCCAGAUCCUGCGCCAGGUUGCUGGCCACCCCCACAUCAUCACUCUCAUCGAUUCCUAUGAGUCUUCUAGCUUCAUGUUCCUGGUGUUUGACCUGAUGCGGAAAGGAGAGUUAUUUGACUACCUCACAGAAAAGGUUGCUCUCACAGAGAAGGAGGCCAGGGCUAUCAUGAGGUCUCUGCUGGAGGCUGUGAGUUUUCUACAUGCCAACAACAUCGUGCACCGUGACUUGAAGCCUGAGAAUAUUCUCCUAGAUGACAAUUUGAAGAUUCGACUUUCUGAUUUUGGUUUUUCCUGCCAUGUGGAACCUGGAGAGAAACUUCGUGAUUUGUGUGGGACCCCAGGAUACUUAGCCCCAGAGAUUCUGAAGUGCUCUAUGGAUGAAACCCACCCUGGCUAUGGCAAGGAAGUUGAUAUCUGGGCCUGUGGGGUGAUCCUGUUCACACUCCUGGCUGGCUCUCCCCCAUUCUGGCACAGACGCCAGAUUCUGAUGCUACGAUUGAUCAUGGAGGGCCGUUACCAGUUCAGGUCACCAGAAUGGGAUGACCGAUCAGCAACUGUCAAAGAUCUGAUCUCAAGGCUGCUCCGGGUGAAUCCUGAGGAAAGACUGACUGCAGAGCAGGCCCUGCAGCAUCCCUUCUUCCAACGCUGUGAGGGUAGCCAGGCCUGGAGCCUUUCUCCCAUCCAGCGAUUUAGGGUAGCAGUAUGGACAGUGUUGGCUGCAGGUCGAGUAGCCCUGAGUACUCGUCGGGUAAGGCCCUUGAGCAAGGGAGCUCUAUUAGGAGACCCAUAUGGGCUUCGACCAGUGAGGCAACUCAUUGACAGUUGUGCUUUCCGCCUCUAUGGACACUGGGUAAAGAAGGGUGAGCAACAGAAUAGGGCUGCCCUCUUCCAACACCAGCCUCCUAGCCCAUACCUGGGCUAUAAUCCAGACGAGGAGGGAGAUCCAACCAACACUGAUGAUGAAUCUAUUGUUGCAUAGUUAAGACCUCCAUCCUGGGGCCCCCAGAAGUCUGUUUUCUUAGCCCAAGAGCUUUGGGAAGUUCAUGUUUCCCAAUCUGAGGGCUACAGUCAACUCGGUCACCGUGGACUCUGGCCGAAUGCAUUCUUCCCUUCUCUUUGUGCUCUCUGAUGAUGAUGCUACUGUAAAGGGGGUCAGCUCUAUGCCCCCAUCCCUGUUGCUCAGGACUACAGGACAGGACUUGAACAGAAGAAAAAGGGACCAGUUGAGAAUGAUAUUCACAUCUUUGCUGUUGCUGUCCAUUUUUCAUGUGAAAUAAAUCAUCCUGCACACUGGGGAACAA
Molecule: messenger RNA, 1669 nt
Organism: Antechinus flavipes (yellow-footed antechinus)
Lineage: Eukaryota; Metazoa; Chordata; Mammalia; Dasyuromorphia; Dasyuridae
Gene: PHKG2
Product: phosphorylase kinase catalytic subunit gamma 2
Exons: 10
Coding region: 136-1347 (403 amino acids)
Biological process (GO): glycogen biosynthetic process; protein phosphorylation
Cellular component (GO): phosphorylase kinase complex
Molecular function (GO): calmodulin binding; ATP binding; phosphorylase kinase activity
Source: RefSeq, a predicted model, not a curated record